AUGAGCGCCUUCGGAUCAGCCGGCGAGACCUGGCUCGGGUCGCUCACAGACACCCUCUUCACACUGAUCGAGGCAUCUGUGCGCGCCAGUCCGCCAUCAGACGGCGUACAAGCACAUACACUCCUUCAGCCCGCGUACUGGACCGCCUGGCUGGCGCUGCAGUUGGCGAGGAUGUGGCUUCGGCUCGUCUUCUUCGUCGUCCAGGGCAUACUCCUCGCCCGAGCGACAGGAUGGCGCUUCGCCUUGGCUCUCGUUUUCGCAGGUCUCUUCUCGUUCCGCUUCGCCUUGAAGCCUGAUAGCGACUGCUUCGAAGGACGCGACGGAGACGGACCUGCACUCCCGCUUGCCGACAACUUUGUCGACCUUCAUGCCGCCUCUGGGACGUACGAAUACGCCGAGCGCGAGUUCGAGCGGUUCCGACUCGACUACCUCAAGGAGCUGCAGUGCGCCUUCGUCGCCGUGAAUCUGCACCAAGCAGACUACUCGCCCACCUGCAGCGCGGUCGAGUCGAACCUCGGCACCCUUUUCGACCUUCUUGCUACCGCCGUCUCGCGGCCCGACAAAGACGUCCUUCUAAUCCGCGUUUCCAUCCUCAAGUAUGCGGAAAGGGUAGGUGAGCAGAUGCGGGCGAGCCUUUCGACCGCCACGCUGGACGAGCUGAAGCGCAUCAACCGUCGCAACAACCUGUUCCUCUAUCUCAACAUCCUGUUGGGCGGUACCGACUUGCUUGGCAAGCCUACCGAGUACGACAUCCAGUUUGUGCGCCAGAAGUUGGCCGGAACUGCGCGUAACGUCUUCUGCACGUACACCGUUGCCCGCGUACUCGCCUUCAGCCAGAAGCACGGUCUGCAGGAGACUCGGACGGUCUUGCAGUACUUCCAGCGCGCUUUCCACGUCGAAUCUGCGACUGGCGACUUGCGCUUCGGCUCUGGCGCUGCAUUGACGCUUAGCCUCAACGAGCAGGUCCUUCUUGCGCUCAUCGAGCAGGUCGAGUCGCUCAUCACGAUGGAUCCUCUCAUCAAGGCCGACAUUGUCGCCUUGUGCAUGCUCUACUUCGACCUCUACCAAGCGCAGCGGAGGUUCGUCGUCGCCGAGGAAAGGCUUCUCGACGCUGUUCUUGCCGCCGUCAUCGCUCGCGACCAGCUCAGGACGGAGGCGAGGCUGGUCAUGGACUAG
Rhodotorula toruloides NP11 is the source of this 1176-nucleotide messenger RNA. RefSeq lists its product as uncharacterized. The transcript has 3 exons. The coding region runs from base 1 to 1176 and encodes 391 amino acids. The record is from RefSeq and is a predicted model, not a curated record. Lineage: Eukaryota; Fungi; Basidiomycota; Microbotryomycetes; Sporidiobolales; Sporidiobolaceae.